This is a messenger RNA of Linnemannia hyalina, 1647 nucleotides long. The record is from the annotation of a GenBank genome assembly. NCBI's taxonomy places the organism in Eukaryota, Fungi, Mortierellomycota, Mortierellomycetes, Mortierellales, Mortierellaceae.
AUGAGUCAAGUCAUUGUUAUGAACACCAACAUGGAGCGCGAGACUGGUCGCAAGGCUCAAGUCUCCAACAUCACCGCCGCCAAGACCGUUGCUGACAUUAUCAGGACGUGUCUCGGACCCCGUUCGAUGUUGAAGAUGUUGCUGGAUCCUAUGGGAGGAGUCGUCUUGACCAACGACGGAAACGCUAUCCUCAGAGAGGUUGAGGUUGCUCACCCUGCCGCCAAGUCUAUGAUCGAGCUUGCCAGGACACAGGACGAGGAGGUCGGAGACGGAACCACCUCCGUCAUCAUUCUCGCCGGUGAGGUGCUUGCUCAGGCUCUGCCUUACCUCGAGCGCAACAUCCACCCCAUUGUCAUCAUUGCUGCCUUCAAGCUGGCUUUGGAGGAUGCUAUCGAGAUUGUUGACAAGAUCUCGAUCCCCGUCAAUGUGAAUGACCCCAAGGAGAUGUUGGAUCUUGUCAAGACUUCUAUCGGCACCAAGUUUGUCAGCCGCUGGAGCGAUAUGAUGUGCAAAUUGGCCCUGGAUGCCGUCCGUUGCGUCGCUGUUGAGGUCGAUGGUCGUCGGGAGGUCGAUAUCAAGCGUUACGCUCGUGUCGAGAAGAUCCCUGGUGGCGAGAUUGAAGACUCGAGAGUGUUGGAUGGUGUCAUGGUCAACAAGGAUGUCACUCACCCCAAGAUGCGUCGUCGCAUUGAGAACCCCCGUGUUAUCUUGCUGGAUUGCCCCCUGGAGUACAAGAAGGGAGAGUCGCAGACCAACAUUGAGGUCACUAAGGAGUCUGACUGGAGCCGUAUUUUGCAGAUCGAGGAGGAGCAGAUCAAGGGCAUGUGCGACAAGAUUAUUGAGCUCAAGCCUGACCUUGUCUUUACGGAGAAGGGCGUCUCAGACUUGGCACAGCACUACUUUGUCAAGGCCGGUAUCACUGCCAUCCGUCGUGUCCGCAAGACUGACAACAACCGUAUCGCUCGUGCUGUCGGCGCCACCAUUGUCAACCGUGUCGAUGAUCUCAAGGAGUCUGACGUCGGAACUGACUGCGGUCUCUUUUCCGUCGAGAAGAUUGGUGACGAGUACUUCACAUUCUUGACUGGAUGCAAGAACCCCAAGGCUUGCACGAUUGUCUUGCGUGGACCUUCCAAGGAUAUCUUGAACGAGAUUGAGCGCAACUUGAUGGACGCCAUGUCGGUUGCUCGCAACGUGUACUUCAACCCCAGGUUGUCGCCCGGAGGAGGCGCCACCGAGAUGGCAAUUUCGGUCGGUUUGAUGGAGAAGAGCAAGACCCUGGAGGGCUCUAUCCAGUGGCCCUACAAGGCCGCCGCUGAGGCCAUGGAGGUGAUUCCCCGCACAUUGAUCCAGAACUGUGGAGGCAACGCUAUCAAGAUCUUGACAUCUCUCCGCGCCAAGCACGCUACGGGCCAUCACUCGUGGGGUGUUGACGGCCAUGCGGGUAAGAUUGUGGACAUGCACGAGUACGGUAUCUGGGAGCCCAAUGCGGUCAAGGUGCAGACCAUCAAGACUGCGAUCGAGUCGUCGUGCAUGUUGUUGCGUGUCGAUGAUAUCGUCUCGGGUCUCUCGGGUGGUCGUCCUCAGCAGGGCGGCCCUUCGCCUGAGCAGCAGGAGAUGGGUGAGGGUGAUAUGCAGCCCGAGCAAUAG